AGUGGACAAACACGGUGUGCUUAUCACAUUUGUAAACACUACGAGGAAAAAAAAAAAAUUCCACCAAGCUGCUCCAAUUCCUGCGCUUAGCCUAUUUACACGUGUGAGCAAACUCCAAUUGGUAAAAACAAAAGCUGAGUAUAGCUCACAAAAUCGCUAGUAGAAGCAUUUCACCCAAGGGGACUGCUAAGAGUGUAUUUUUUUGGCGUACAUAAAUCGAAUGGGCUCACACCAUGUAUUUAAAGAAGGCGGAGAUCCAAAAAAAUGACACCUCCGUAAAGUCGAGCGAGAGGAGAGAAACUUCCAUGUGUGAAGAAGAUGAAGUCUUCUCCAAUUCCACCUUGUCUGAUGCUGAAAGUUGCUAUCAGUUUUGGAAAAACGCCGACGGGGGAGACAUUUUCGAAAUAUGCGAAGAGUUCGAAAGUUCGGAAGAUGAACAUGACGUAAACGACAUGGCACACAAUUUUGACGCACCCAAAUUGUACUCCACCAUAGAAACUAACACCGUGCCGAUUGGGAUGGACACCACGGUGGAGGAUGACACAUGUAUGCAGGAGGAAGUGGCGAAUCCCCCAUCACGUGGAAAUUAGACAGAAAUGGCACAUACGCUCGUGCGAGUAGGGGUGAUUCGAAGGAAGCACGUGAGGGGGAUCUGACGGGUAAAAACACUAAAAAUGACCCCCCACAA
Molecule: messenger RNA, 688 nt
Organism: Plasmodium cynomolgi strain B
Lineage: Eukaryota; Apicomplexa; Aconoidasida; Haemosporida; Plasmodiidae
Exons: 2
Coding region: 234-590 (118 amino acids)
Source: RefSeq, a predicted model, not a curated record